Molecule: messenger RNA, 848 nt
Organism: Trachymyrmex cornetzi
Lineage: Eukaryota; Metazoa; Arthropoda; Insecta; Hymenoptera; Formicidae
Product: coiled-coil-helix-coiled-coil-helix domain-containing protein 7
Exons: 3
Coding region: 23-409 (128 amino acids)
Biological process (GO): mitochondrial respiratory chain complex assembly
Cellular component (GO): mitochondrion
Source: RefSeq, a predicted model, not a curated record
UUGUGUAACUAUUUCAUCCUGGAUGCGAAAAGUGCAAUAUGGUGCAGCUACACUUCCGCUGAUUUUCGGAAGAAGUUAUAUUUAUUUAUGUGUGAAUUCUUCUGUCGGCGGAAUGGAUACAGGAAGAGAUUCAAAUGUUACACAACGAACAGAUAUCACAAGUAGGCACCCGUUACGACGUAAUCAAGAAACGGACAAUCCUUGUUACAAGGAGCAUCUCAUGUCCCUAAAGUGCCUCAAUUCUGAUAAACCUCGGGAGGCAUGCCAGCCAUAUUUCAACAAUUACAAGAACUGUAAAGAUUUUUGGGCUUCUGUGCGACAUGAGCGCAAAUCGAAAGGUAUCGAACCGUACCUGCCACCUCCGGAGGAGCGCGCCAAAAUAAAGACCGAUUUCCUAAACUCAAGAUAGUGAUAGAUACAGCACACGGCUUCAUUUGUAAAAAUAUUUUUUAUUCCGUAAUAUUCUUCGGUGUCUCGCAAUAUUACAUUGUAAUAUAUUACGUAUGUAUAUAGUCCAACAGAGUUUAUAAGCUUGAAAUAUAUUAAAUCCACAUUGAAAAGAAACUGACAUUUUCACUAUUACCAUCUAAAUUUCUUCUUUCGAUACAUGUUAAUUUUACAUACACUUGGAAAACAUAUUACUUUGUGAUGUAUCUACAAUUGCGAUCAAAACUGUGAGACAAACAGAAAAGAGAGAAACUAGCUAGCUGCCACAUUUCAUUGUAGCAGAAUUUUACAUUGCAAUUUAUGAAAAUCAAGAUUAUCAUAUAAUAAUUUGUACACAUAUUUUAUAUAACGCAAAUAUACAAUCGAUACAUAAACAAUAACGCACUCUCGAUCCUUUCUUA